Molecule: messenger RNA, 1202 nt
Organism: Haplochromis burtoni (Burton's mouthbrooder)
Lineage: Eukaryota; Metazoa; Chordata; Actinopteri; Cichliformes; Cichlidae
Product: activin receptor type-2B-like
Biological process (GO): protein phosphorylation; cellular response to growth factor stimulus; activin receptor signaling pathway
Cellular component (GO): plasma membrane; activin receptor complex
Molecular function (GO): activin binding; activin receptor activity; ATP binding
Source: RefSeq, a predicted model, not a curated record
AUGAUUGCAGCGCUCAGCGGGACGGCCGCUGCGGUUUGUGGCUUCAUGCUACGGUGUGAGGUGAAGCUUCCCUCUGCUCUCCUGCAGUCGUCGCUGUUUGCACAUGGGCGGCCACCAGGCCAGCUCCGGGCUUCCGCUGGAGGCGCGGGCGACCGCCAGAGUGGACACUUCCCUGUCGCUGGGCCGGGGCGUGGGGCGCCGAUGGUCGGGGCUCGCCUGCUCGCGGAUGGGGGUGAAGCGGGCGAUGGAGGGCUGAGCCGUGGGACUGCCGACACCAGGGAGUGUGUGUAUUACAACGUGAACUACGAGACCGAGAAGACGAACCAGAGCGGCGUUGAGCGCUGCGAGGACGAGCAGGACAAACGCUCGCACUGCUACGCCUCCUGGAGGAACAACUCGGGCUCCAUCGAGCUGGUGAAGAAGGGAUGCUGGCUGGACGACUUCAACUGCUACACCGGCCCUAGUCAGAGUGUUACUGUGUGUGAAGUCAUUUCCUGUCUCUCUCUCAGGCAGCAGUGUGUGGCCACCGAGGAGAGCCCGCAGGUCUUCUUCUGCUGCUGUGAAGGAAACUUCUGCAACGAGCGCUUCACCCACCUGCCGGACAUCACCGUGCCACUGAUCAAGGCCCCGCCCCACAGCGUGGGUGUGUUAAACGUGAUGAUUUACUGCCUGCUGCCCGUCACCAUGCUGUCUGUCGCUCUGCUCACCACCGUCUGGAUGUACCAACACCGCAAACCUCCGUAUGGACACGUGGACAUUGCCGAGGAUCCUGGUCCACCUCCUGCCUCCCCCCUGCUGGGGCUGAAGCCUCUGCAGCUGCUGGAGGUGAAAGCCAGGGGGCGCUUCGGCUGCGUUUGGAAGGCUCAGAUGAUGAACGAACACAUGGCCGUGAAGAUCUUCCCCAUGCAGAAUAAGGACUCCUGGGAGACCGAGAGGGACGUGUUCAUGACGCCGGGCAUGAGGCACGAGAACAUCCUGAGGUUCAUCGCCGCAGAGAAACGAGGGAGCCACCCCGAGGCCGAGCUGUGGCUCAUCACAGAGUUCCACGAGAGGGGCUCGCUGUCGGGCUUCCUGAAGGGAAACAUGAUCAGCUGGUCCGAGCUGUGCCACAUAGCCGAGACGACUGCGCGCGGCCUGGCGUACCUCCACGAAGACGUCCCCCAACUGAAGGGAGAGGGUCCCAAACCGGCCAUCGCCCACAG